Linum tenue is the source of this 3785-nucleotide messenger RNA. Lineage: Eukaryota; Viridiplantae; Streptophyta; Magnoliopsida; Malpighiales; Linaceae. The record is from the annotation of a GenBank genome assembly.
CGAAACGUCGGAUCAUCUUCCAAAAAUGAAAUAGAAAAAAGCAAUAAAACAAGAGAGCGGGGGUUCUGAAAAUUUCAAAUCCCAUCGCCAGCCCGCUCGCCAUCUCACAUUUUCACUCCCCGCCUGGGAACGCGCAAGAGAAACCAAACGAGACAGAUCGGUAUCGGAGAGGAAGUCAAAGCAAAGAGAGGAUUCCGACGGAGAGCAGAUUGAGGAGAAAGUGAGAGUGCCAACUGGGAGUGUACCUGCGGAGAGACUACAAGUAGCGAAGAUUGCGUCGCCAGCUCCGUCUCCAUCCAGGGGCGGUGGAUCCAGCAGCAGAGCAAGAACUCGGCCGCCUUUUCUCUCUUCAUCAGGAAACGGAAGAAUGUCCGGCCGCGAGAAAGAGAAGGGUGUUAACGUUCAGGUCCUGCUUCGUUGCAGGCCGUUUAGCGAGGAUGAGCUGAGGAGCAAUGCGCCGCAGGUGGUGACUUGCAAUGAUUACCAGAGAGAAGUGGCGGUUUCACAGAAUAUCGCCGGGAAGCAUAUAGACCGAGUUUUCACAUUCGACAAGGUCUUCGGUCCUUCAGCUAAGCAAAGGGACCUCUAUGACCAGGCAGUAGUACCUAUUGUAAACGAAGUUUUGGAAGGUUUUAACUGUACCAUUUUUGCAUAUGGUCAAACUGGUACAGGUAAGACGUACACCAUGGAGGGAGAAUGCAGGAGGGCAAAGAGUGGGCUUAAUGGAGAACUGCCCCAAGAAGCAGGAGUUAUUCCUAGAGCCGUCAAGCAAAUUUUUGAUACACUUGAAGGCCAGAAUGCCGAAUACAGUGUGAAAGUUACUUUCUUGGAGCUUUACAACGAGGAAAUUACUGAUUUGCUUGCCCCAGAAGAAAUUUCUAAGGUAGCUUUGGAGGAGAAGCAAAAGAAGCCGUUACCACUUAUGGAGGAUGGGAAAGGUGGAGUUCUUGUUAGAGGUCUGGAAGAAGAAAUAGUGACAAGUGCAAGCGAGAUUUUCACUCUUCUGGAAAGAGGUUCUUCAAAACGCCGAACUGCCGAGACCUUACUAAACAAACAAUCCAGUCGUUCGCAUUCUCUCUUUUCCAUUACAAUCCACAUCAAAGAACCGUCUCCUGAGGGCGAGGAACUAAUCAAAUGUGGGAAACUGAAUUUGGUGGAUCUAGCUGGUUCAGAAAAUAUUUCCCGGUCUGGUGCCAGAGAGGGCCGAGCCAGAGAAGCUGGUGAAAUUAACAAAAGUUUGCUUACACUGGGCCGAGUCAUUAAUGCUCUCGUGGAGCAUCUUGGACAUAUUCCAUACAGGGACAGCAAGCUCACUAGAUUGCUUCGUGAUUCACUUGGGGGAAGAACAAAAACCUGCAUUAUAGCCACUGUUUCCCCUGCUGUUCACUGCUUGGAAGAGACAUUGAGUACACUGGAUUAUGCACACCGGGCCAAGCAUAUCAAGAAUAAACCAGAGGUGAACCAGAAAAUGAUGAAAUCAACCCUUAUCAAGGAUCUUUAUGGUGAAAUUGAUAGACUGAAGGCAGAGGUUUAUGCUGCUCGUGAAAAGAAUGGUGUCUACAUCCCCAAGGAACGAUACUAUCAAGAGGAGUCGGAAAGGAAGGCUAUGGCUGAUCAGAUAGAACAAAUGGGGAUCACUAUAGAAACUCAUCAGAAGCAACUUGAGGAAUUGCAAGAGAAGUAUGAUGUACAAGUUCGGCAGUGUUCUGAUCUAAGUACCAAACUUACUCACACAGAGAAAAACUUGUUGGAAACAAGCAGAUUGCUAGCUUAUACUGAAGAAGAACUGAAAAAGUGUCGUUAUGCACUGAACGAAAGGGAUUUCGUCAUUUCUGAACAGAGAAAAGCUGAAAAUGCUUUGACUCAGCAAGCUUGUGCUUUGCAGUCCGACUUAGAGAAAGCUCUAAAAGACAAUACUUCGUUGUUUGAAAAGAUUAGUAGGGAAGACAAAUUGCAUUCUGAUAAUAGAUCAGUAGUCAACAGUUUCCAUUCAGAGCUCUGUCAGCAGAUUGGUUGUCUUCGUAGCAUAGUUGCAAACUCAAUUUCUCAGCAGGACGAGCAUCUGCAGUGUGUUGGCAAACUCUGUAAUUCUUUUAGGGAGACCCAUGACAAGGCGGUUAAGGAAAUGAAGAAGAAAUUGACAAACACGAGGACAGUAUACAUGUCCCACAUUGAAGCAUUGCAAAAUGUGGUUCGUCUGCACAAGUCGAAUUCUGUUGCUGGCCUUGAUGAGAUCUCAACUUUGGCUUCCUCCAAUGCGCAGUCUAGUUUGGUUUGUAAUUGUCUCAUUUUGGUUCAGUAUCUAGCUUCAGAGGGUGUCCAAGCGGCUUCUGUAUUUGAUGAUCUCCAGAACGCUCUCUCAGCUCACCAGGGUGAAAUGGCCAUUUUCGCAAGGGAGCUACGUCAGAGAUUCAAUUCAAGUAGCGAGCAAACAAAGCAGAUUUCAGAUUACACAGAUGGAUUCCUUAGCAAACUAAUGGACCAAUCCAAAACUAUCCAAAAUCAUGUGACGGGAGUUGACAACAUCCAAAUGAAGAGCAUUGCUGAUUUUCAGAAAGCUUAUGAGGAACAAUCCAAAUCUGAUGCAGAGAAGUUUCUUGUCGAUGUCAGCAAUCUUUUUUCUAAUCACAUUCUCCGACAAAAAGAGCUGGUGAAUACAAGGCUUGAUGGUCUCAGAGAAGCAGCUGUUGAAAACCGGUCAUUUAUGGAUGGCCAAGUUUCUUCAUUGAAGAAUAUUGCCACGGAAGCGAAACGAAAGUGGCAGGAGUUCUGCGUCCAAGCUGAAAGUGACGCCAAGGGUGGUGCAGAUUAUUCUGCUGCAAAACAUUGUCGCAUGGAGAUACUCCUGCAGCAAAGUGUGACCAAUGCCGAAUCAGCUUUCCAGCAUUGCAAAAAGACUCGUGACUCUGUGAACGAAAUGUGCACCAAGCACGUCUCGUCUUUGUCUUCCCUCGUCAGAGAUGCAACUGAUCACAUCGAGCAGCACGAUGCUGAUAUUGAUUCAGCAAGGACAGCAGCCGAGCAUGAUGUAGCAACGAAUAACCAAGAAAUUCUUCAGCACAUUGAUGGUAUGUCAGCCCAAGAACGGGAAUCAGUUUCAGGCAUAUUGGGCACCGUCGAAGCACACACGAAAACGCUGGAGACAUUCCGGGAGGAUCACUCCGGCCAAGCGGCAGUUAUGGAGAAAAAAUCACAAGAAACCUUCCAGCAGCACUUUAUGGAUUAUGAUCCAACGGGGACGACUCCGAUGAGGACAGAGCCCGAUGUUCCAAGCAAGGGGACAAUCGAAUCCCUAAGAGCAAUGCCGAUGGAAGCAUUAGUGGAGGAAUUCCGGGAGAACAACUCUUACGACUCGUUUGAGGUGAAGGAACCCAAAACACCUCUCGUCCCACGCUCGCCGCUCGCCGAGAUCAAUUAGUUGGGGAAGGAAGAAAACAACUGCAUUCUGGCGGCCGAACUUUAUUCUUCUCCCAUAUUCAUAUACACACUUUCAGUAUGAUGCUUCAGUUUGUAGCUUUGCUUGUACCAUUACUGCGCACUCUCUCGUAGCCAUCCAUUAAGUUUCGGUUUCUGAGUAUUGGCUGUAAUGCAUGAAUAAAUCCCUUCUCGGGAUUUAACUAACUUUUUCCUGUCGUUGUAUCCGCCUAGCGGGGAAGAAUAUGUUCAAAGAGGCUAAAAUGCUAUAGACGACGACCUCUUCUAUACUCUUUGGUUUUAAGUAUACUAGUCAAGGACUCGGCUAGUUGGCCGGAAUUAGGCGUCAAUCACAUAAAUAGUAGACCUCG